GGUGAUCACAAACCGUGAAGUAAAAACCAUCAUAAAAGCCCUCGGUCGAUAACAAGUCUGUCACAUGCACAGUGGCCGCCGCUGAGCUGUUGACAAACAUCAGGCUUUCAACUUGCCCAAAGCAACUCGAGAUGCUCAAUGACUGUAGGCCGAACUGUGAAAAAUGACCGAAGUUGCAAGAAAUUCUUCGACGGGACGUUUGGUUGAUGGCGAUAUGGACGGCCCGGACAGUCCUGGAUCACUUAUCCAUCGACUUCAUGAUGGGGUCAUGAGAGCCAUUCGUCCUGGCUCGUACGCAAGCAUUCACAGCGAUGACAUUGAAAUGAAUAUGACCUCCAGUGAUGUAGGUGGAUCUCCUACUACAGGGCUCGUCGGGUUCGGAACGUCUGCAGAUAAUAUGGACGUCAAGUACAAACCGUAUAUGACGAUCGUCCCGUCUGAGAGCGAAGAUGUCAUCCUGGACAGCCUGAGAUCCCAGUGGGCCUUGAAACUUCCUAGGCUCCUCAUCUGCAUCCUAGGGGGUAAAGAUUCUGAUAUGAAGUAUGACUUGGAGAAAGUAAUCUGUAAAGGUCUUGUUCAGACAGUUCUGAGUACGGAUGUUUGGUUGUUCACGAGUGGACUUCAGCGUGGAUUGAUAAAGAGCAUCGGAGAGGCUUUGGCUGAGCAUGCUACUGGUCGCGCUAUAAUCAAGAACAGAGAUCUCGUGGCAGUGGGCGUAGCACCGCUUGGUAUUCUAAAACAAAAAGAGAAGUUUAGACAACAACACAAUAAACAGUGUAUUCCAGUUAUACAGUUGGACUAUUCUGCACAAGGGAGCAGUCUCAAACUGGAACCAAAUCAUACUCACUUCAUCUUAGUGGAUGACAAAGGACAGGAACGUGGUAUCGAGGCCAAGGCGAGGAACCGACUGAUCAACAAGAUAUCAACUAUGAAGAUAGAAGGAACACAUGACAGCAAUGCAAGAAUUCCUGCUGUGUAUCUCCUCAUCGGCGGUGACGUCACGGUCUUCGAUACUCUUGAGGAUGCCACCGAACACAACAUUCCGAUCGUUGUCUUUCAUAAAACCCAAGGGGCGGCCUUCGUACUGGAUGAAAUCAGUUUCCUGCAAAAGGAGCACCAUGAUUCGGAUCAUGACUUCGACAAAGAAGCCAUACAGUGUAUUAGAGAGGAAUUCCAACUAAGCUCUCAAGCGGCAAGGCCCAUCAAAGAGCAGAUUGAACGCCUUAUCGAAAAGAAGCACCUUAUCACUUUCGUAUCAGAUGCGAACAAUAUUGAUGGUACAAUACUCGAUGCAUUAAUGGAAGCAAACAGUGAAGGACAGCAAAGCAACGACCAGAUGUUGAUGAGUCUUGCUGUCAUCUGGGACCGGAUAUACCUUGCCAAGUCUGUGUUUGAGCGAACCACCAGCAAGAUUUGGCAGGACACCAGCUUUGUGAAGGAAUUACUACACUUAACUCUUGUCGAAGACCAGCACGACUUUGUCAAGUUCUUCAUCGAAGCCGGAAGAGUUGAUAUGCAGGACUUCCUGUCAUUCGAUGAGCUGAGGAAACUUUAUGGAGAGCUGAGCAAAGACUCUGUUGUGUCGACAAUGCUAAGACGGUUCAAAAAGAAAAGGGUGAAUCGCUUCAGCCGUAGUGCUGAACUUUGUUCCGUCUCUGAUGAUCAGCCGGAGAUUUGUCUGGGAGACGUUGGGUGUCUCCUUCAGGAGCUGAUAUGUGAUGGUUAUGACACAGACUAUCUGAGUUGCAGUACACAUUACAAAGCAAAGAAGAAAAAAGAGAAAACUUUCGAGGACCCAUAUAAAGAGUUAUUUUUGUGGGCGGUGCUUCAGGAUCGUAUCCGAUUGGCUAAGCUAUUUUGGAAGCUUGGCAAGCCGUCGGUGGGAGGCGCUUUAGUUGCAAGCAAGCUCCUGAAGGCAUUAUCCAACCAACAGGAAGUAACUGAUGCACAAAAAGCGGCGAACAUGUACCAGCAUGCCAAGGAAUUCCAGCACAUCGCCGUGGAUAUCCUAAACAUGUGCUAUGAGGAGGACAGACGGCGUACAUCGGACCUGUUGGUGCGUAUCAUGCCAGAGUGGGGCGGUGCUACCUGUCUGGAUAUCGCCGCUGCUGCCAUCAGUAAAGACUUCAUAUCGCAAGCUGCCGUACAGAAUCUACUCAGCGAGCUCUGGAUGGGACGGCUGGCCGUCAUGACUCAUGAGUUGAAGAUUGGUCUGUGUGUCAUCCUUCCUCUGUUGUCAAUAUGGCUGAUCACCUUCACUGACGAUAAAGAUGACUCAACUGAUGCGCUGAAAAAGAAAAGGAAUUCAGUGUGUCUUCGUGGUUCAGUUGGGACGCUGAACAAAAGAGAAAGCGCCAUCAGACAGCAUAUGCUACAAGCCAGUCCACUUAAAGAAGGAUGGGAUCCUCUCUCUUGGUUGCAUAGGCUGAAAAUGUUCUUGGAGGCACCAGUUGUACGCUUCAGCUACAAUGUGAUUUCCCAGGUUUUGUUCCUGCUGCUGUUUAGCUACAUCAUGCUGACCAACUUCCAUCAGGAGGUCUCAGGCUGCGAGAUUGUUCUCAUGGUGUGGGUCUUCACACUCUUCACUGAUGAAAUACGACAGAUAUUGCAGGAGAAGCACAAGUUACUGCUGCAUCGUUUCCAAGCCUGGCUGUGGGGCUAUUGGAACAGUGUUGAUCUGAUCUCCCUGGUCUUGUUCGCUGUUGGUGUGGGUCUGCGAUUCCAUCCAGCCACUUUCGAUGCUGCGCGCAUUGUGCUGGCUCUGGACCUCAUGGUGUUCUACUUCAGAAUUCUCCACAUCUGCUCCGCUAGUAAGCUUCUGGGUCCGAAACUGAUCAUGAUCACAAAGAUGCUGUUAGACCUGACCAGCUUUGUCUGUAUACUGGCGGUGUUUCUGAUUGGCUAUGGAGUAGCCUGUCAGGCCAUACUCUAUCCAAACUCCACCCACCCGGCGAGCAUCGCUAGAGGAGUCUUGUAUCGAUCUUAUUUCCAGCUGUAUGGACAACUCUUCUUGGAGGACGUCGAUAGUGACUGCGCUGCGAACCAGACCCAGAUUGCAGAGGGUAUGGAUUCCUGUCCCCAAUCCUCCUGGUUUGCUACGAUCAGCUUGGCCGUCUACCUGUUUAUCAGUAACAUCUUGCUUCUUAACCUCCUCAUUGCUAUGCUGAACUACACCUUCACAGCGAUUCAGGAAAACACUGACGCAUACUGGAAGUACCAGAGAUACCAGUUAAUCAAGGAAUAUUACCGGCGACCCCCGAUCGUUUCACCUUUCAUCUUGGCUGCUCAUCUGUAUCAACUGGUACGCUACGUGUGGGAUCGCUACUUUCCUGAAUGCAAAAUGUACAGGGCUCCGAAUCUCAUUAGAAAGAAAAUGGAGGCCAGGGAGGCCGCAGAGAUGACCGCCUGGGAGAAGGUAAACUGUCGAGAUUAUCUGGCCGAGAAGAAGAAGGCAGAGAGCGAGGCGACAAACGUGAAACUGGAACAAAUGCAAAAGAAGCUGCGAGACCUUUCCGACACGAUAUAUGAUUACUUUGAUGAUGGCCGACUCAACCGAUCUUUCGAGAAUGUGAUAAAGAAACAUGUGGGCAACGACACGGGUCACCGUUUAUCCAGAUCUCAGGAUCAGGUGAGUUUCGAAUACCCUGAUGAGCGACAUGAAUCUUAUGAAGCCCGGAGCCCCAGGGUCAGCCCAAGUAAGUUUAGGGACCCAUCAUCUACCAGCACACCGAAGAAAAGAACGCUCCCAAAAUAAAACGGUACAUAGUUAAUAACAGAAACGGAGUGGCUGGUAGGGCACAAGCUUGGCCUAUACGUCCUAAGUUGGCUCUUAUCAAAUCUUAGGCCUAUACAACGUGGUCUAUGCCUAUUAUACGUACAGUUUUUGAAACAAACAUUUUUCAGCUACAUAUUUUAUAGCAGAAAUGGCAAGCGCUGGGGGGUCAUGAACAUUGACGUAUAUAUUUAGCAGAUGUUUUCCUGGUCAAUUUUGGAAAGAAGGACGUUUAAUAAUAAUGAUCCAAUUCAAUUUCGUUUGAAACUGAAAGCUGUUUUACAUUAACAUUCAUUGGUAAAAUGGAUCUGAGUCAUUCCAUGUCAUUGCUUGAAACAAUGAGACACAUAAUGUUAUCCAAAUUCGAGGUGCCGAAUGGGUGAUAAUAUGGAAUUUGUUGGCAAAAUUAGGUUGACAUUCUUCUAAGCUUCACCUGUUUUUUGUUAGAUUCGGUUUUGUUAAACACCGUUUUGUUAUAUUGUAUGUGAACUGUUAUCUCUUACGUCUGAGGAAUUGGGACAAUGGUUUUCAUGUGAUAAAAAUAACCCCGAGGACCCAAGCCAAGUCCUGGGCAGAUGUUCGUGUACAAACCGUAUAGGAGAUGUUGAGAACAGUUUUAAGUACAAAAAAAGAAGGUAAUGAUAAGUGAUCAUCAUGUGUAUAGCAAACAAUGACUUUCGUAUUUGCUUUGUUCACUUGUUUUGUUUUGCUUUCGCAGUUGAAAAGCCUGUGGAAAGUCUAUAGCUUUUUGGCUAUCCGUCAGGAGUGUGUUUUGUAUUGCUUGUAUAUUCGUCCUUAUAACUCAUAUAGGCCUAUAACAUUCGAUGUUUUGUUUUUAACUGAUAUGUUAUCAUUUUAUCCCUGCUGUGCACUGUUUACUUGUUUUUUUUUCCAAAUCGGUGUAUGUAUUGUAUUUGCCUGAAAUACUAUAUACUUAAUAAUAAAUAAUUAAGAAAGAAAAAUACUUUGUGAGUAGAAAUACGGAAAUUUGAUUGGAUAUAUAAUGAUGGAUUAUAGCAUGCUGUUAAAAAUCCAUUCUGCUUUCGUUAAUCUUUGCUGAUUAAUAAGCAACUCCUAGAAUCUAAACCAGGGUUUCUUUUACUCACUGACACAUGACUGUACGUGUGAGCCGGGCAAUGCUGUCGUACUGGGCUUACCCUGUAACGCUAAUGAAUGGGCUAAAUCUGGCCUGUUGCGCAGAUCAAAAUGCAUGGAAUAAAAACCUUCCAGGAUGUAGCCAUUCUGUACGCUCUACGACCAGAUUAAAUGGACUUACAUGUCUUGUUUUCUUCCAGAAAGGCAUCAUACAUUUUGUAAUUCAAUGCAUACUAGGGCCUACUCUUUCUAUAAGAAAGCUGCCCACAUAAAUCCAUCUUGACGUCUUUUUCUAAGUACUGUUAAGUAUUUCCAGUGUAGCAAAUUUGCACAGUAGUGAUUCAUUUUAAUGAUAUAUACGUAAUGCCCGUAUCGCUGGCCUAAUUUAGAAUAUAAAUAUAUUCCACGUAGUUUUUUUUAGCACUAUCAUGUACAGUACAAUUUGUUAAUACACAUCCGGGGAUACACAUGCCGUGUAAAUAUUAAGUGGGUUUUGAGUUAUCAUUUUCAUUUCAGACAUAGGCUGCGUAUUGUUUUACUGUUGCACGUAACUAGAAAAACCUAUACGUCACAUUAACAUGUUAUACUCAAGCUAUUAUGAUGAUAUAUAUUAUAUAGUAUAUACCUAUGGGUCACUUUGUUUUAGUGGAUAAUAAUUUUCGUAUCAUUGUAAAAAAAACACACCUGGUGUAAACCAUUCCGAGCACGCUAUCGCUGAGCACUCAAAGUACCGAUGCGCCCUCAAUGUCAAAAGCACUGUGCCAUUGUUAAGAUAAGCCGUACAUGUACAAUGCUUCUGCCAUUGAAGGGGGCUCCACGAGCGUACAUGAUGUCCUUGGAGCGGUCUAUAAUAUGUAACUUGUUAGCUGUGAGCUCGUAACAAAAAGCAAAUUGUGGAAAGACGAAAUUAUAAGUUUUUAAAAACAUGUUAUCUUUGGAAAAAGAUUUAGGAUGUUUCUACGACAACAACAAUAUACUGCUUUAUUUACUAUGCAAAGUUGUAUUAAUUUGUAAUUUUAUAGUACUAAGUUUGCAUUGUUGUAAGCCUUCAUUAUGUUUGCAAAGAAAGGUUUGUACAUAAAAUCUCAUCGACUCAGAACUGGAAUUAGUGUAUGAGCUAUAUUGGCACUCAGGCCGUGCAGUGGAAAUUCUGUGCGACUUUACUAUAGACUUGCCUAGUCUAAUAUAUUUUGUUAUUAAGUGUUAUUAGGCCAAAAAAAGUCUCCGGUUUCUGGUAUGGAGCUUGCCCAAAAAGUGGUGCGGCAACACGGCUUUUUUUGACCGUUUUUUCCCCUUCAAAUGUCGGCUGAUGACUGCAAAUUGUGCCCAACUAAACUUUGUGCAAGUAUAUGGGAGUCCAGAGAGGCCACAGAAAGUUUAUUCUCGAUCCUAACCCCAUCUUAAAACACGUUACAAUUGUGCAGCAGCAGGAUUCCAGUCAAACCAGUGAGUUUGGCGGUUUUGAGACAUCAUCUUUCAUUGAAAAAAAAAGUCAUUUUGCCGACGCGCAUGGCUACGGCGACGCGCGCGCAUGCCAGAAACCGGAGCCUCUUUUUUGGCCUUAGUGUUUUCCAAUAAUAAUCCUAGGGCCUACUGGUUUCUAAGGAACUGCCCACGUACUUUCAUAUUAAUUGACAUAUUUUUCUUAAGGUACCGGUAUUGCCUGUCCACCAGAUUUGCAUAGUAGUGAUUACUUUGUGAUAUUAUAUAUCUAAUGCUUUCAUCGUUGGCAUGAAUAUAAACCAUGCAUUUUUUUGCCAAUCAUGCACAGUACAUUUAUUACACGUUCGGGAAUACAUUUUAUGCCGUGUAAGUAAUAAAUGGAUUUUGAUUUAUCAAUUUAUUGUAAGCACAUA
This is a messenger RNA of Patiria miniata (bat star), 6723 nucleotides long. Its product is annotated as transient receptor potential cation channel subfamily M member 5-like. The record is from RefSeq and is a predicted model, not a curated record. The coding region runs from base 164 to 3754 and encodes 1196 amino acids. Gene Ontology annotation, biological process: calcium ion transmembrane transport. The transcript is spliced from 26 exons. Lineage: Eukaryota; Metazoa; Echinodermata; Asteroidea; Valvatida; Asterinidae. Gene Ontology annotation, molecular function: ligand-gated calcium channel activity. Gene Ontology annotation, cellular component: membrane.